UGGUGGAACAUGUGCGCACGUCCUGCUGUGUGUUUACACAUCACACAUCACUUUCUAAAGAGAACCUUCUUGAUUUUGAGAGUAAGAGAUCAUGGAUCAUAUUAGGAAUGGGUGGUUUAGUGAAAUAAAACCAUUGUGGCCAGGUCAGUGCAUGUCACUUGAGGUAGAAGAAGUUUUAUUACAUGAAAAGUCAAAAUAUCAAGAUGUGUUGGUUUUCAAAAGUAAAACAUAUGGUAAUGUGUUGGUACUUGAUGGUGUUAUACAAUGUACAGAGCGAGAUGAAUUUAGCUAUCAGGAAAUGAUAGUACAUCUACCUCUUAACUCCCAUCCGAAUCCUAAGAAGGUCCUGGUUAUUGGUGGAGGUGAUGGUGGUGUUAUUCGGGAAAUUUUGAAGCAUGAUUGUGUUGAAAGUAUAACACAGUGUGAAAUAGAUGAGAAAGUAAUUGAAGUGUCGAAGGUAUACUUUCCAAAUAUGUCUUGUGGUUAUAACAGUCCAAAGGUUUACACCUAUGUAGGUGAUGGCUUUGAAUUUAUGAAGAAAAAUAAGAAUACCUUUGAUGUAAUUAUUACAGACUCAUCUGAUCCAGAUGGGCCAGCAGAAGUCCUUUUUCAGGAAGACUACUAUAUAUUAAUGAAAGAUGCAUUGAGAGAGGGUGGUAUUGUGUGCACUCAAGGAGAGUGCAUAUGGCUUCACCUUGAUUUGAUUAAGAAGAUGCACAUGUUUUGCCGCACUUUAUUUCCAGUUGUUGACUACGGAUAUUGUACUAUACCAACUUACCCCAGUGGACAAAUAGGCUUCAUGAUGUGCAGUAAAAAUUCAGACCUCCAAUGA
Messenger RNA from Anneissia japonica, 832 nucleotides. RefSeq names its product spermidine synthase-like. The record is from RefSeq and is a predicted model, not a curated record. Gene Ontology annotation, biological process: spermidine biosynthetic process. The transcript has 7 exons. The coding region runs from base 92 to 832 and encodes 246 amino acids. Gene Ontology annotation, cellular component: cytosol. NCBI's taxonomy places the organism in Eukaryota, Metazoa, Echinodermata, Crinoidea, Comatulida, Comatulidae. Gene Ontology annotation, molecular function: spermidine synthase activity.